GCAGGAGGUUUAGCUCGCGGCCUCGUUUCUCUCCGGGAGGGACCUGUUUCAUGGACCUCGUCAUAUUCUUCUCAGAGUACCCAGCAAGAGGGCAGCAGAGAGGAGUUAGUUACCCAAAGCAACAGAGAGACAAGAUCCAGAGUACUGGCCCUGCUGUGAGAGCCUCAGCUUCCCCAUCUGUGAAGUGGGAACGACAGUCCUCUUCCUCAUUGAUUGAGAAUGUCCUAAAAUGCCAGCCAAGGAUCGGCCCAGAGGUGUAGGCAAUUGGGCCAGAGUCACGCGACGGACACAACAGUAGCUUCUUCCCAGACUCAGCCCUUCUCCAAAAGAAGGAGGACAAAAUGACCAAGUUCCAGGAGGCCGUGACCUUCAAGGAUGUGGCUGUGGUCUUCACGGAGGAGGAGCUGGGGCUGCUGGACCCGUCCCAGAGGAAGCUGUACCAAGACGUGAUGGUGGAAAACUUCCGGAACCUGGUCUCAGUGGGGCAUCAGUCCUUCACAGCAGAUGUAAUCCCCCAGUUAGAGAGAAAAGGAAAGCUUUGGGUGGUAAGGACAGCACCCCAGAGCCAAAGCUCCUCAGGAGACAAGACUCUAAAUAACAUGGAGAUUAUUCAAGAAGUUGGAUUAAAGUACCUUCCACAUGAAGAGUUUUUCUGCUCACAGAUCUGGCAACAGGUUACCAAGGAUUUAACUAGAUGUCAAGAUUCCAUAGUAAAUAUUCAAGGAGCUGGCUCUCAGUUGGACCAACAAGCUGAUACACUCUGUCAAUAUGAGGAAUUUGGUAAAGCCUCUAAUCAGAAUUCGCAUCUUAAGGUUCAUCACAGUGUCCACACUGGAGAAAGACCUUACAGAGGCAUGGAAUGUGAGAAAGAUUUUAUUGAGGACUCUUGUCUUCAAAUUAGCAAGAUGGCCCUUGCAGGAGAGAAGCCCUAUAAAUGUGAAAAAUGUGAAAAUGCCUUCCGUCGGUUUUCAAGUCUUCAAGCCCAUCAGAGAGUCCACAGUAGAGAGAAAUCGUACAAGUAUGAUAUGUCAUGUAAGAGUUUUAGUCAGAAGUUAUGUCUUCAUCAUCAUCACCGAGUUCCUACAGGAGAAAAUCCACACAGAUUUGAGGAGUGUGGGAGAAAUGUCGGGAAAAGCUCACAUUGUCAAACUUCUCUGAUAACCCACACGUUAGAAAAACCCUAUAAAUGUGAAGAGUGUGGGGUGGGCUUCAGUCAAAGCUCAUAUCUUCAAGUCCAUCAGAGAGUUCACAUGGGAAAGAAACCUUACAAAUGUGAAGAGUGUGGGAAGGGCUUCAGUUGGCGUUCACGACUACAGGCUCAUCAGCGAAUCCACACUGGUGAGAAACCAUACAAAUGCAAUGCAUGUGGCAAGGGCUUUAGUUAUAGCUCACACCUUAACAUUCAUUGUAGAAUCCACACAGGAGAGAAACCCUAUAAAUGUGAGGAGUGUGGGAAAGGCUUCAGCGUGGGUUCACACCUUCAAGCCCAUCAGAUAAGCCACACUGGAGAGAAACCAUACAAGUGUGAGGAGUGUGGGAAGGGCUUCUGUCGGGCCUCAAAUCUUCUGGACCAUCAGAGGGGCCAUACUGGGGAGAAACCCUACCAGUGUGAUGCAUGUGGGAAAGGCUUCAGUCGUAGCUCAGAUUUUAACAUUCAUUUUAGAGUCCAUACAGGAGAGAAACCCUAUAAAUGUGAGGAGUGUGGGAAGGGCUUCAGUCAGGCUUCAAAUCUUCUGGCCCAUCAAAGAGGCCACACUGGAGAAAAACCAUACAAAUGUGGUACCUGUGGGAAGGGCUUCAGUCGCAGUUCAGAUCUGAAUGUUCAUUGUAGAAUCCACACAGGAGAGAAACCAUAUAAAUGUGAAAAAUGUGGGAAGGCCUUCAGUCAGUUCUCAAGUCUUCAGGUGCAUCAAAGAGUCCACACGGGAGAGAAACCAUAUCAGUGUGCAGAGUGUGGGAAGGGCUUUAGUGUGGGUUCACAGCUUCAGGCCCAUCAGAGGUGCCACACUGGAGAGAAACCAUACCAAUGUGAGGAAUGUGGGAAGGGCUUCUGUCGGGCCUCAAAUUUUCUGGCUCAUCGUGGAGUCCACACUGGAGAGAAACCAUACCGAUGUGAUGUGUGUGGUAAGCGCUUCAGACAGAGAUCAUACCUUCGAGCCCACCAGAGGGUCCAUACGGGAGAGAAACCAUAUAAAUGUGAGGAAUGUGGUAAGGUCUUCAGUUGGAGCUCAUACCUCCAAGCCCAUCAGAGAGUUCACACUGGAGAAAAACCAUAUAAAUGUGAGGAGUGUGGGAAGGGCUUCAGUUGGAGCUCAAGUCUUAUAAUUCAUCAGCGCAUCCAUGCUGAUGAUGAGGGUGACUUUCCUUUAACAGAGAACUCAUACAGGAAAGAAGCUUGAUAACUUACAUGUUUUAAUACCUCAAGAUGGGUGCUGAAAGAGUCCAAUUACCAGACCUGCUAUAGAAGACAAAACAUUUGUGAAAGAGCCAGUCUUCAGGCAGAGCCCAGCAUGUCACAGUGAUUGGGUGACCAUGCAGCAGAGAAGCCUCGUGAGAGUGGAGAUAGGACUUCAUGCAGAAACUUGACAUUUAGUGAGUAUUACACAGAAGAGAGGCUUAGGAAGGAUGAGUCUGAUUCAAAGUUAACCAACAGUACUAAGAGGGAAAAAUCAGAAACCUAUUCCCCUAGAAUGUGUGGAAAGGGUAGUGACUUGGUAGACUGCCAGAUGUACUCAGCCUUUUUUUCAGUGCCUAACACGUGUUCAUUGUUAGGUGAGUAGAAGAGAGGACAGCCAUAUUUAACAUUUUUAUUCAGUUCACCUCCAGAUAUUUCUAUAAAACUGUACUUAGGAGAUGAAUUCUGCAAGGCUUGGAGGACAUUUCAAUUAUUAAAGACAUGGGAGCAGUUUACCAACCUGCGGGUCCUGUGAACUGGUGUUUAUCACAACAAAGGUUGCAACACUUUUGGAGGGUCCAGAAAUCCAUUCAGGACGUUGUGACCAGCACUUCUGUAUGCUAGCAAUUGAAGUGUAGUUUGCAUGCAGUACAUGCAUAAAUCUCAAGUUUACAGAUUCAUGACUUUUGACAAAGGUGUACAUUUGUGUAACCACCAAGACCAAUAUGUACAAUAUUUCUAUUAAACCAGAAUAUUUCCUUGUACAUAUUUCCAGGCAAUCUGAUCUCCAGUGGCAACAACUGUUAUGAUUUCUAUCUCAUAGAUUAGUUAGGUCUGUUACUGAGCUUCAUAUGAGUUCAAUAUGUACUCUUUUGGAUUCCUUAUAUACCCUUUUGUGUCUAGAUUCUGGAUUCUUUUGAUCAAAUAUAUGAUCAUCAGUAGAUUCAGAGAAAGCAUUUGACAAAAAUAUCUCUUCAUGGUGAAAAGUCCUCAGUGAGAUAAAAGUCAUCUAUGAAAAUCUUACAAGCUAACAUUCCAUAAAAUAGAAUCUGUGAUGUAUCAUUUCAUGUUUUGGCAAAAGCUUAUUGUCAUAUUUUUUUACCACCACAAUGAAGAAAGUCCUUUGUACUCUUGUAGUCAAUUCCUCUUUCCAUUGCACCCCCAACAUCCUGCAACCACUGGCCUGUUCUCUGUCUGUAUAGUUUCCCUUUUCUAGAAUGUCAUAUAAAUGGAGUCAUACUCUAUGUAACCAUUGAGUCUGGUUUCUUUCACUUAACAAUGCUUCUGUGUUUCAUCAGUCUUGAUAUAUGUUAUCAGUAGUCAUUCCUUU
This is a messenger RNA of Phyllostomus hastatus (greater spear-nosed bat), 3725 nucleotides long. RefSeq names its product zinc finger protein 45 (gene ZNF45). The record is from RefSeq and is a predicted model, not a curated record. Gene Ontology annotation, biological process: regulation of DNA-templated transcription. The transcript has 8 exons. NCBI's taxonomy places the organism in Eukaryota, Metazoa, Chordata, Mammalia, Chiroptera, Phyllostomidae. The coding region runs from base 342 to 2399 and encodes 685 amino acids.